Messenger RNA from Exophiala xenobiotica, 792 nucleotides. RefSeq lists its product as uncharacterized. The transcript has 2 exons. Gene Ontology annotation, molecular function: DNA binding. Lineage: Eukaryota; Fungi; Ascomycota; Eurotiomycetes; Chaetothyriales; Herpotrichiellaceae. The coding region runs from base 1 to 792 and encodes 263 amino acids. The record is from RefSeq and is a predicted model, not a curated record.
AUGGUUCAACCUACCUACACUGGGUUCGUGGAGACUCGUGAUGACGCGAUGAUACUGAUCAUGGCUUGUCUUCGAGGCGACUUGAAGCUCGUCCACAAGCGACCUUCCUGGAAAGAACGGCCUUCCUUGUUGCACAGCGGACACAUUUACAUCUACGAAGAGACAGCGACCGGCAUUCGACGUUGGAUGGACGGCGGACUCUGGACCCCGACUCGCGUCAUGCGCGAGUUCGUCAUCUACGGAGAACGAGCAGAUCGAAAUCGACUUUACCCGGAACGAAAAGAUCCCAGUCUCCGAGCUCAACCGCACCAGGGCUUCGAGGUUGUCAACGAUAAGGGGGUCUCAGAAACCAUAUCGCCAGGGUGGGAGGCACGGCUUUAUGGGUCUUUGCGAAGAUCUUUCAACAUCAAGUCCAAUGGCCUGAUCAGGAAGAGCAUCAGCAUCAAGGAGGAUGUCAACCCCAGGACGCCUCGCCUCUCCGUCCCUAUUUGGCAUCUGGUGUCUUACUACCGGCCUGUUGAUGUUGUGCAAGGUCGUUUGAGGACUCCUUCGAUGGACGAGAGCCUCACUCCGCAACCCUUAACCCUAUCCUUGCCACCAAUGCGCCAGUACCGCAACAUUUCCGAUUCGCAGGUCACCGAGCCAGACAGUCAGCCAGACACGCCCGCGCCGCCGACAGAGUUCAGACAAUCUUACGAUCCACACACCGGCUCUCUCCGCUGGGAUCCGAUCCCACCACCUGUACCUUUCGGAUGGCACCGGUAUCCUGUCGUGCCUGUCCGGAUCCAGUGA